AUGUUUAUGUUUUCAGCCGGCGCUGCACUUUUUUGCUCCGCGCUCGCGCAGUACCUCACCACGCGGGACGUUGAACUUGCAUCUGAGAUUCUCUGCUGGGUCAUCUUGCCCGCGCUCAUUCAGCUAAAGAACCGCUAUGGGACUACUGGAACCACGAGCAACACGCUCCUCGUCAAAACCCCUAGCGCCGUAGCCUCGACGAGGGCCUGGUUGUUUGCCCUGGGACUAGCAGCCGCUUGCUGGUACCGCGCCGAGGAACAUAUUGUCGUCCUCUUUCCGGGGUUAACGCCCAUACUUCUUCUCUCCGGUGUCGUUCCCGCCGCCUCCCUCAUGACCGACUCCAAACUCUUCUGGCCGCCGGUGACGGCUCCAUGGAGUUCAGGUCUCAUCGCCGUCCUUUCUUGUCUCGUCCUAGUGAGCUCCAGCGGCACUAGGCUCCCGUCCCUGGCCGUAUGCGUUGUUGUGGUUGCUCUCCUUUAUGGAGGCUACCUCUCCAUUUCCAGGCCCGCGGUCGUUGUGGAUCGCGAUGCUGGAGACCAUGGCGGCCAGGAGGGACCUGACGAUGCGGCAGAGGGCGCUCAAGUAGAAGACGUGGCAAUGCCGUUGGCGUUCCGCAUCCUGCCACUCUUGACCGUUGUGGCGUGCGCGCGGAUGUUGACUUCCAAGGAGUUGAAGGUGGCUCUUGUCAAGACGGUCGUGGCUGGAUUCGCCAAAGCCCUGAAUUGGUUUUUUACCUUGAAGACUAUUCGACAAUCAUCAUGGUGCUCUGCCAGCACCAUAGGCACCUUCGCUAUCACUUCGGCCCGCACACCCUCAUUAGGAGACCGGUCGUUCUACCUGCACGCCGCAUCCAACCUCGUCGCCUCUCUCCUCGCCCUCGGCCAAACCAUCCACAUGAUUCCAAAGGGUGCUGGGCCAAGGUCACGACUAUGGGUGCUGGGUGUCCUCCCCCUGAAGCCCUUGCUCGAAAAUACAUUAUACCAAUACCCCGUCGAAGUCCUUACUCGCACUGCCGAGGCAAAGUUUGACGCCAUGUUGGCGCGGCAAUCUCGCACCUACUCCGCUGCCGUGUUGGAGUACCGGCGGCGAUACAACAUGGAGCCGCCCCCUGGUUUUGAAGCGUGGUACAGCUACGCGGUGGCUCGUGCGUCGCCGAUCAUUGACGAGUUUGACAUGAUACACGAGGCCAUCGCACCGUUUUGGAAGAUGAGCGGGAAGAAGGUCCGGGAGGCCAUGGGGGAAGCCAGUGGUGCGGCUGGCGCAGACUUGUGGCGGUGUAUGUUCAAAGGUCAAACAGGGGAGACAAGCUGCAACCACCCGCACCGGGGUGGUACCCAUAUACAGGAGACGUUUGGGAGGUGGCUUGGGGGGUUGGCGGGAAAACUUCCGGAUGUGGAGUUCCUGGUCAACCACCUUGACGAGCCCCGGGUGCUACUCCCGGGGCCAGAGACGGCGAAUGACCAAUCGAUUCGACUGACGAACAUAGCUCGAAGACCCAUCUGGGAUACGCUGACCAGAAGCUGCUCCCGAGAAGUCAGUAGCGCGAGCUCAGGGAUACAGGGGGCGAGCGUUGACAUCAACACGCACGACCUCUGCCAACACCCCGAGUACAGAGACAUGCACGGUAUGGCGAUGAGCCCCUGCUCGUUUAUUCUGGUGGACGGACCGGUGCCGGUGCUAACGACUGGAACGCUGACAACCGGGGGCGACGUGCUGUUCCCAAGUCCAGUGUACGGGGAGUACGGGGACGAGGGGUUUGUGUACAACGAUACGCGGGACGUGGAGUGGGGCCAGAAGCGAAACAAUUUGUAUUGGGCUGGGUCCAGCACGGGGGCAUACGCCGGUGACGAUGGAUGGAACAGGUAUCACCGGCAUAGGUUCGUCGCGUUGGCGCAGGGCCUGGAGUCAGGGAGGGAACACUGGUACCUCCGUCGUGGGCGAGACGGCCUCUUCCACCGGGUUGCCUCGUCCUCUCUCAACCGCGACCUCUUCGACGUGGCAUUUACCGCCAUCAUUCAAUGCCGCCACGACUUGUGCGAGUCUCAGCGUGAAUAUUUCGAUGUGCGGCUCAGGGCGGAUAAGGAUGUGGCCCUAGGGUCGAAGCUAGUAUUCGACAUAGAUGGCAACGGCAUCAGCGGGCGUUUCGUCAAACUGCUGACGUCCCACUCUGCCGUUUUGAAGCAGACGAUGCUUCGCGAGUGGCAUGACGAGAGGCUCGCCGCGUGGGUGCAUUACCUGCCCGUGAGCCAGGGUUUAGGUGAGCUCCCGGAACUGGUGAGUUGGCUGAGAGGAACGGAAGAAGGGAGAAGAAGAGCGAGGUUAGUGGCGGAACGGGGGAGGGAGUGGGCCAUGAGGGCAAUGAGGCAUGAGGAUAGGGGGCUGUAUGUGUAUAGGCUGAUGUUGGAGCUGGCAAGGAUACAGGACCCAGAAAGACAAGCCACGUGA
Parathielavia appendiculata is the source of this 2445-nucleotide messenger RNA. RefSeq names its product glycosyltransferase family 90 protein. NCBI's taxonomy places the organism in Eukaryota, Fungi, Ascomycota, Sordariomycetes, Sordariales, Chaetomiaceae. The record is from RefSeq and is a predicted model, not a curated record. The coding region runs from base 1 to 2445 and encodes 814 amino acids. The transcript is spliced from 5 exons.